This is a messenger RNA of Fusarium sp. VM40, 1185 nucleotides long. The record is from the annotation of a GenBank genome assembly. NCBI's taxonomy places the organism in Eukaryota, Fungi, Ascomycota, Sordariomycetes, Hypocreales, Nectriaceae.
AUGUCUCCAAAUGGAGCAAGAUCGAGUCCAGGACUUCCCCCGCAGAGACGUUAUGACGAAUCUUGGGUGGAGGUAGCAUCACAACCAUCAUCUUCAUCUCUGUCGAGCAUCGGCGACGAGAUUGUUACAACCGGACUGCGCGUUGCGAACCCAUACGUCCGCCGGCGACGCUUACAGCCAUCUGCGAGGUCGCUCCCUCAACAACACACGGCCAUCCACAAUGUGAACAGCGCCGAUAUGAGCAGCCAGGAGGAAUACGACGAGAGCGAUAGUGAAGAUGAUCGCAUGCUCACAAGUUCGACCGAGAACGCCCAGCGGUCCGAGGAGGAGAUGGAAGACGAUUCAGAGGCCGAGUCAGAUGGUGAUAACGUCACUGCCCUCGGACGAGUAUCCGAUCAACCUACCGAACCAGUCUUUCGGCCUCAACCAAACGCUUUCACUCAUCCAUCUACGCAGAGAAGAGAUUCUGCUCCAGCCAUCCCAACUGCGCCGCCUCCUCAUCCUCACAACGGUCUUACACGGCCAUCCUUCACCCAACGAUCGCAGACACGGCCCCACCGUGCGGGUCCCAGUUUUAUGUCCCCAGCUGUUCGCGAAGAGAACGACGCUGCUCUUCGCGCAUCUUUAACUACUCUUCUUUCCUGCGCCCACGCAGCUAGAGGCCUUCCCAAGUCGAAGGAGGAAGCAGAGGCCCAUAGGGCUGCCAACGCUGGUGUAGGACCCAGCUGCCAACCGAUGGAGCUGCGACUCGUGCCAGAGUCGGAGCUUUCGACGGAGCCACCGAGACGGGCCCAACGACCCGCAGCCCCAUCUCAACCCCGCAAACGGGGCUCUCCCACAAGACCCCUCUCACGAAACUCCGAGAGGGGCAGGCACAGCUCCGGAUCAGCUACGGCCCCACGGGCCACCAAGAAGAAGAAGGUCACCCAGAUGGAAGAACCUACCACCAUCUCGCCAACCCUUCUCACUUGGGUUGUCAGCGCCGGCGUUGUCGUCCUUGUAUCUGUGGUGGGGUUUGGUGCUGGCUAUGUUAUCGGUCGUGAGGUCGGCAAACAAGAGGCGCUGGCGGUCAGCGUUGGCAGCGUCAACGAUACUACUUCCUGCGGCCAGGAAGUCAUCCGAUCUUCAGGCAGUGGGCUGCGCAAACUUCGAUGGGGUGCUGUUGGCAAGAGCAUUGUUGCCUAG